Teleopsis dalmanni is the source of this 1213-nucleotide messenger RNA. RefSeq lists its product as uncharacterized. The coding region runs from base 92 to 1213 and encodes 373 amino acids. NCBI's taxonomy places the organism in Eukaryota, Metazoa, Arthropoda, Insecta, Diptera, Diopsidae. The transcript is spliced from 3 exons. The record is from RefSeq and is a predicted model, not a curated record.
CAUGCAAAUUUUAAACAUAAAAUUUUAAUUAUUUUAAUUAAAAAUAAAGAAAAAAUUAAACGGAACCAAAUUUGCCACAAUCCAAACUAAAAUGUUGGCAAAAACUAUUACCGAAGAUAAACCAACUACCAACGAAAUUCAAAAUGCUCAAAACAACGAAAUAAACGAAAUAGUAACGGCGUCUGAUGCAGCAGAAAUAGCAACGACGUCCAGCAACCAAGAGACUGAAACAGUGGCCAUGGCGAAUGAUUUAAUGAAUGUAACGCCAACAAAUUUAAAUCCAAUAACGACAAAAACAAACACAACAGCUGAAAACGUAACUGAAACAGUAGCUGAAACAACUCCAACACAUAACACCACAAUAACAACAAAAACAAAUGCAACAGUAUUAACAUCGAAUGAUGCAUCCCAAAGCCCCUCUGUUGCGACAGGAAAAUGUUUCGUUAUGCCAACCAGCGCAAGUAGUUCCCUGAAGAAAAAGAAACGCAAUAAAAAUGCACACGCAAAACAAUUCACCAAUGGAACACUUGAUACUGAGGUAGUCGGUGGUGCCGCCAUGACUACUACCGGUGCCGAUACUAUGCCCACUAGCAUAAAGACAUCAUGGUCGAUGUCAUCGCUGCCCUAUGAUGAGAAGCAAGAAAUUCGUGAUGUUAUCGAGGCCAAACUAAGGGUUGAGCGCCCUUAUAAUAGUCUUAAGAAAACAACGGAACGUCGCAUAGUCGAGACCAAUGUUUGCCACACUCUUCCAAAUAGUAAAAAUCAUCGCUACUCAUGGGGAAGUGGUUAUAGUCAUAGUUCAUCUAGUUUACACAGUAAUGCUACACUUGGGCUUGAUGCUACUGAAGAUGUAAAGGUUGUAGGGGUCAAGGAUAUACACGGUGCAAAGGUACGAGUAGCUGAUUUGGUAUAUGACAUCGAUUAUGAUUCGGAAAUUAUACGUCCAGGUGAGACUGAAUAUGUAGAUCUCAUAAUACCAAAGGAAGUAAUUUCUUCUGAAGGGACGACAGAACCAGUAAAACCUUUAUCAUUAGUGAAUGAGGCUGGCGAUGUAAUAUACGUUUCAAGUUCUUCCGCAGCUUCUGGAAUUAAGAAUAAAAACUUAGAUAAUGGCUGUGAUCGAGGAAAAAUAACUUCUUUUUUUAAUAAAAUUAUUGGAACAAAGACUAAGAUUGGUACAAUACCUCGUACAUUUAAAAUCUAUGAAUAUUGA